AUGUCUCUCAUAAGGAACACAUGGCUCUUGUUCUGCGCUAAUGUCAAUAAAGAGGGUGAACUUAUUGAGCAAUUCCUUGGUCUUGUUCAUGUUAAAGAUACAACUGCACAUGCAUUACAAAAAACAAUAAAUUCUUUGCUUUUACAACAUUCAUUGAGUUCAUCUUUAAUACGGGGACAAGGGUAUGAUAGAGCUAGUAACAUGCAAGGAGAAAUUAAUGGUCUUAAAGCUUUGAUUCUGAAAGAUAAUCCUUCGGCAUAUUGCGUACAUUGCUUUGCUCAUCAAUUGCAAUUGACUCUUGUAGCUGUUGCAAAGAAACACCAUGAUAUAAAUAAUUUUUUUGACAUUCUUGCUAAUGUUCUGAAUGUUGUUGGAGGUUUUUAUAAGCGUAGGGAGAUGCUUAGAGAUGAUCAAGCUGAAAAAUUAGAUGAGUUAUUAGUGCUUGGUGAAGUUCAUACAGGAAGUGGAUUAAAUCAAGCACUUGGGCUUCAAAGACCAGGUGAUACCCGUUGGGGAUCUCACUUUAAGACAUUGCGCAACUUUAUAUCUUUAUUCUCAUCAAUUGUUCAUGUACUUGGAGUUCUUGCAAAUGAGGGUUCAAAUUAUCGGAGAAAGCACUGGCAAAAAGUCUAG
Nicotiana tabacum (common tobacco) is the source of this 633-nucleotide messenger RNA. RefSeq lists its product as uncharacterized. The record is from RefSeq and is a predicted model, not a curated record. Lineage: Eukaryota; Viridiplantae; Streptophyta; Magnoliopsida; Solanales; Solanaceae.